Truncatella angustata is the source of this 2469-nucleotide messenger RNA. RefSeq lists its product as uncharacterized. NCBI's taxonomy places the organism in Eukaryota, Fungi, Ascomycota, Sordariomycetes, Amphisphaeriales, Sporocadaceae. Bases 1 to 2469 code for a protein of 822 amino acids. The record is from RefSeq and is a predicted model, not a curated record. The transcript has a single exon.
AUGGCUUCCACUGCUGGAUUUCCAUUAUAUCUACACCAGGAUGAGACGUCAAUUCUCAUGCUCUCUGACUCGGAAGAUGAAGAUGGGCCUCCAACUCCUCGGGACCCUCAUCAUCCCCGCGGCCCAUCCAGAGCUGAGUCACGAACCGAUUCAAUAGAGCAGGACGAGGACGAGGAUGCAGACGAAGACGAGGGCGAGGCAAUGCGGAAGAGAACCAAAGAUGCCGCCGCUAAUGUCCCGCUUCAUCCAAUCCCUGCUUUGCAAUCAGCCUUUGCCGAAUCUCUGGUUGAAGCUACCGCCGAUCCUAUAGUUGCAAAACCCAAGUUAAGGUUUGGUGAUGCCAAGGAACGUCGGGCACGAUUGAUAGACUCCGAGAAGGAUGCCAAACUAUACAAUGACUUCUGGCGCUACCGACCAGGACAAAUCCACCACGAACUGUCCAAGCUGAUGGCGCAGAUCUCAUUCGGCGUCUAUCUUCUUCUCAACGGAAUCGCGAAUAGCAAUGUUCAAGUUGUGAAUAUCCUGCAGGGUCAUAUCGAUGAAGUCGACGAAUUCCUCGAAGUGACUAUGGAGGAUGUCAAAUUGGCCACGGACGAUAUCCAAGAACGAAUUGAUUUCUUGAAGUUACCUAUGCAAAAUAUUUCUACCUUUGAGAAAAUGUUGGAGGAUCGCGCCUUCAGACUGCAAAUAGUUACAGGCAACGAGAAGAUUGAGCACAUCGUCAGCCGGACAUCCGCAGCACUUGAGGGAAGUUUAGAUGAUGUCGAAGAGGGCCUGAAGGCCACCAAGGAAUUUGCCGUGUACUUGGGCGACCAGCAAAACCAGCCUUGGAAGACCGCGAGGCCCGACGUGGUUGACAUUUUCGAUGCCAUGAAGGGGAACGCAGAGGGUUGGUACAAAGCAUUCGUGGACCUGCAAGAGAAUGCCUCGAUGUUAGACAAUCAGUUGAUCAAACUUGGUCAAAUGGUGGCUGAUAUGGAUCGGAGGGCAGGUGAAGUGAGUAGGCGGACAACUGUGAGCCCCAUGAGUGGUGCUUACUCGCUCUCAUUAAGAGCCAGUGCUUUAAUGCCCUUGCAGUUCAGUGUGACACCAUUCUCUGGACCAGCCGCGGGUGCUUCACGCACUUCGGUCAUCAGCCCACAAGCUUCAAGAAAAUCAUCUCAAAGAUCAACAUCCAGCAGGGCUCAUUCGACAUCUGUUUCUUCUCGAACAGAGUCCAUGCUUGCGGAAACGAGGAGUCCGUCUCAGAAAUCUCCACCCUCGUCUCCCAAUGUACGGGAUACUCUGCCCGAUUUUCAGUUCAAACCUCUACAUUUGCAGAGCUCCCUUCCAAAGGAAAGUCUGAUCUUGGAGAUAGAUACUGCAUCAGAGCCUGACGAAGAGACUAUUGAGCCUUCGAGGCCAAGUCCCAUUGCGGAAGAAGAGACACUGUUUGUUCUGCAACCACGCACCUACACCCCUCAACCCCCUACGCCAUUGCCAUCACCCAUGGUGCAUAGCCAGCCCGCCACUGAGCCGGUUUUUCUUGACUCACGAACUUACACUCCGCCCGCUGAGGACCAGCCUGCGCACAAUUCGCCUGCUAAUGAUCUGGCUCCCCUCACAUCACUGACUUACACUCCGCCUGCCGCUGAGCCGGCCCCAUUAAAGGCGCUAGUUUACACUCCGCCUGUUGACCACCAGCCCAUUCGCAAUCCACCCACCCCCGAGUCACCUAAAGAAGCUCCAGCGCAGGUGGAGGAGGUUUCAAAGAGGACGUCCCUGAGGCAAAGGUUAUCGCUUAGGGGAAAUGCUCCUCCUGAUUCGAUUCGUAUUCCUCCUCGGAGCAUGAACCGUCCGAAGUAUCAAUCUCCACAAGUGCAGCAUGCACAGGAAAUCCAGGUUCCCGAUGAGUCCCCUCGAGUGCAAUAUGCACAACAUAUCCAGAUUCCGGAUCAGUCACCCCGGAUCCAAUAUGCCCACCAAACCCAACGUCACGAUUCUUGUACUUCUGACAUGUCCCGUCCACCCCUUUAUCCACCGGCUGAGAGUCUCCACGACUUCCCAUCGCCCCCCGUUUUCCAUCACACCAUUCCUUCGCCUUUGAGCGACCAACAAUACUUCAGGCCUGUGCAAGCAAGUCCUCACUCACCAUUACAACGACCGUGGACAUCGACUUCUGGCCAUCCUCCCUUUCAACGUCCUCAUACAUCUGCUACACAGUAUCAGCAGGCUAAACAUCAACGCAAUGCGCCUUCAGCCAUGGGUAUGAGCAUGUUGAGUAAUGUGACAACUAUGAAUACGGAAGGCAAGACCUUGAAGAAGAAAAGAAGUGCUUUCGGCUGGCUGAAGAAAGCAUUCUCGCUUGACGAAGAGGAGCGUGCUGCUUUCGAGGCAAGAAAGCAGCAACCGGCGCCUAACCUUUAUUAUGAAGGUCGAAGCCCCAAAUAUCUUGACGGACGAAAGAGGGACGAAUACAGAGGCUACUAG